ACGAAAUAUUUGGACGCUAAUUCCGUAUCGGAGUCGCAAUCGGUUUAUGUACGCCACCUCACGGCGGCGUUUUCUUACGAUGACCUGUAGAUUUCAGUACCGUCACGAAAGUAUUAAUCCAUAGUCAAACCCAAUUUUACCUUAUUCUAUGCCAAAAAGCUUGGACUCUUCUCCAUUCUACGUUUUUUCCUUUCCUAUAAAUUCUGCAUUCAUCGCCGGUUGACAUUGCUCGCCAUCGCCGGUACUCACAAGGAACAAUAACAAAUCCAAUAGGAUAACGGAGCUCCUAGUUGAGCAUAUUCAAGUUUCCAGGUCAUGGAUGGAAAAAAAUGGUUAAAGGUGGUUAUUUUUCUAUGCUUAAUUGCGGUUUCAACUGGUAGAGAAUUCAAAGUGAAGGCCAAGAACAAGCAUCAUGCAGCUAUCUACAACCACACCCUUGCCACCAUAUUAGUGGAAUAUGCUUCAGCAGUCUAUGUGUCUGAUUUGACAGAAUUAUUUGCCUGGACAUGCUCAAGAUGUAAUGAUUUAACCAAGGGAUUUCAAAUUCUAGAGCUCAUUGUUGAUGUGCAACGAUGCCUUCAGGCAUUUGUAGGUGUGGCACAGGAUCUUAAUGCCAUUGUUAUUGCAUUCAGAGGCACUCAGGAAAGCAGCCUACAGAAUUGGAUUGAAGAUCUAAACUGGAAGCAGCUUGAUAUAUCUUAUCCAGGAAUGGAAGAUGCAAUGGUGCAUCAUGGAUUUUAUUCUGCUUAUCAUAACACGUCAUUGCGUCCAGGAGUGCUAACUGCUGUUAAAAGUGCGAAAGAGUUCUAUGGAAAUAUUCCAAUUAUAGUGACUGGACACUCAAUGGGAGGGGCUAUGGCUGCUUUCUGUGGCCUGGAUCUCACCGUGCAUCUUGGAUGCCAGAAUGUUUCGGUUAUGACAUUUGGACAACCACGAAUUGGUAAUGCUGCAUUUGUGUCCUACUACAGAAAACGGGUCCCCAAUACAAUUCGUGUUACAAAUCGUCAUGAUAUUGUGCCUCAUUUGCCCCCUUACUAUCAAUACUUCCCUCACAAAACUUAUCGCCAUUUCCCUAGAGAGGUCUGGCUUUAUGAUCUUGGCUUUGGAAGUUUAGUUUAUACAGUUGAAAAGGUCUGCGAUAAUUCUGGGGAGGAUCCUUCUUGCAGCAGGUCGGUGAAAGGCAACAGUGUUAAGGAUCAUGUGAGAUAUUUUGGUGUAAAAUUAUCAUGUGAUGUAUCAGCGGGGUGCAGAAUUGUGAUGGGUAAUGGUCUAGCAUCGUAUCGCACAACAGACAAUGAUGGAAAUGUCAUCUUCUCCAGAAAUAUAUCUUCUUCUGUUUUGAGAAUGAAUGUGGAGUCUAGUGAGGAAGGGAAAUCAUUAUAGAGAUGAUUGGGAUUACCACUUGACUCUCCAAAAUUUGGGAGAGCUGAAGCAGAGUUUCCCACUUUAAGGCUUAAAUAGGAAAAAUGUAUAGCUAGUCAAACUAUGCCAGUUGUGUCCUUUUGCUUGGAAGGGCGAUGUGUAUAUAGUUCCUUUUAUUUAACUUUGUUUUUGUUAUCGUUUUUUACAUCUUAUCCAUGUAAAUAAAAAGAGAUAUAUGAUUAAUGUUCUGUAAAUUCGAAAACGUA
Molecule: messenger RNA, 1628 nt
Organism: Solanum tuberosum (potato)
Lineage: Eukaryota; Viridiplantae; Streptophyta; Magnoliopsida; Solanales; Solanaceae
Product: lipase-like
Exons: 11
Coding region: 316-1383 (355 amino acids)
Biological process (GO): lipid metabolic process
Source: RefSeq, a predicted model, not a curated record